AUGGCUGUGGCCGUUGCGGGCGUGACGUCUACCUCACGAACACUCUGGGCCUUUGCUCGCGAUCGUGCUACACCAUUCUCAGGGUUCCUGAGCCAUAUCAAACAGAAGAAGCAGGUUCCGGUUAGGGCUAUAUGGAUCAUCUUAAUCCUUCAGAUUGUUCUCGGCUUCAUCUAUCUGGCUAGUUCAACGGCAUUCAAUGCUAUUCUUUCUAUGGCCAUUGUCAGCAUGUACGCCUCCUAUUUUAUUCCGAUCGCAGCAAUGCUUUUCGGAGGCCGUGGACGGGUGCAAUCAGCCGACUACGGGCCCUUUAAGCUGGGCGAUCGCUUGGGUAUCGGCUGGAUCCUUGUUUCGAUGGUAUUCAGCACCUUUCCCAGUGUUAUACCUACCACUGCAGAUAUCAUGAACUACUCUAUUGUCGUCGUUAUAGGAUGGCUUGUAUUUGGAAUUCCGUUCUACUUGGUCUCGGGUCGUCAAAAGUUUGAGAUGCCGAUAGUUAGCGCAGGACUAAUCAUGGGGAUCCCGCUGACCGCAGACCCAGCGGCUUAA
This is a messenger RNA of Clonostachys rhizophaga, 546 nucleotides long. NCBI's taxonomy places the organism in Eukaryota, Fungi, Ascomycota, Sordariomycetes, Hypocreales, Bionectriaceae. The record is from the annotation of a GenBank genome assembly.